GCAACUCUUGCCCCCGGGAGAGGCAAAGGAAGUGGGAAGAGGUGGCCUUUGAAUAAUUCUUCUUUCAAUUCUAUGAAUUAGAAUUCGUGAUGGGGAGAGCUUGUAUUCGACUUAAUGUCAUCGUCGUCGGAGCCGGCCUAGGCGGGCUGGGAGCGGCGAUAGCAAUCUCCCUCGCGGGCCACAGAGUAACGGUUCUAGAGGCUUCUCCUACGGCCGGAGAAAUAGGAGCAGGAAUCCAAAUCCAUCCGAACGCUUCAAAGAUCCUAACAGCAUGGGGCAUGCGCGAAGCCCUCCUCCAAUAUGCCACGCUGCCAAAGCAGGUGAACAUGAUCGGCUGGAAGGGCAACCACAUAAGCCACAUGAAUUUUGCCGAGCACGCAAAAAGGUACAACUCCCCCUUCUGGGACUUUCACCGCGCUUCCCUACACAAGUGCUUGCUGGACCGGGCCGUUGAGCUCGGCAGUAAAGUCCUGAUGAACUCGAGGGUGGACCAUGUGGAGUUCGGGCAGUUGGGCGGCGCGUGCACGGUUUUGCUGCACAAUGGGAGGAGGUUGAGUGCGGAUUUGGUUGUGGGUGCCGAUGGGAUCAACUCCGUCAUGAGGGAGCGCUUAGUUGGGCGCCCGGAUAAGCCUACGCCGACAGGGGAUUUGGCGUAUAGGUUGUUGAUCAAGACGAAGGAUAUGAUGGAGGAUCCCGAGUUGAGGGGUUUCGUCACCGAUCCGCAGGUCAAUUAUUGGAUGGGACCUGAUGCACAUGCUGUUAAUUACGUCCUAAAAGGUGGAGAAGAAUUCAAUAUGGUCCUUCUCGUCCCGGACGACAUCCCCGAAGGUGGUGCAACAACAGUUGAAGGAAAUGUGGACGAGAUGCGAGCAAUCUACAAAGACUGGGACCCAAGGAUAGGAAAGCUCCUCGCCCUCUGUGAGUCAGUCUACAAAUGGAAACUCUGCAUCCGCGAAGAACUACCCAACUGGUCUCACCCCUCUGGCACCUUCACCCUCCUCGGCGACUCCGCCCACGCCACGCUACCCUACCUAGCUUCAGGCGCAGGUAUGUCCCUCGAAGAUGCCGCAGUCCUGGGCGAAUGUCUUUCCCGCAUAUCCUCAAAAUCCGAUAUUCCGCUAGCAUUAUCAGUAUACGAAAAAUGCCGGAAGAAGCGUACCACGAGGAUAGUGCAGAGGGGCAACUUCCAGCAGUACCUCUAUCACCUACACGAUGGGCCGGAGCAGCAGGAGAGAGACGCAAAGAUGAGGAUGGUGCCGACCCCGCCUGGGGAGUGUCUUCCAUGGAGGGAUCCUGGAUUUGCACCUUGGCUGCUUGGGUAUGAGGGUUUGAAGGAUGUCGAGGCAUGUUGGCCGAAGGAUAUGGAGGGGGGGAGAGGGGGGAUAAGGGAGAGGGGUGACGGGGAGAUUCGUGCGAAGUUGUAG
This is a messenger RNA of Tuber melanosporum (Perigord truffle), 1424 nucleotides long. RefSeq lists its product as uncharacterized. Lineage: Eukaryota; Fungi; Ascomycota; Pezizomycetes; Pezizales; Tuberaceae. The coding region runs from base 90 to 1424 and encodes 444 amino acids. Gene Ontology annotation, biological process: secondary metabolite biosynthetic process. The transcript has 5 exons. Gene Ontology annotation, molecular function: FAD binding; monooxygenase activity. The record is from RefSeq and is a predicted model, not a curated record.